Messenger RNA from Penicillium arizonense, 1356 nucleotides. RefSeq names its product fungal specific transcription factor domain-containing protein. Gene Ontology annotation, molecular function: DNA binding; zinc ion binding. Gene Ontology annotation, biological process: DNA-templated transcription. The transcript has 2 exons. The coding region runs from base 1 to 1356 and encodes 451 amino acids. NCBI's taxonomy places the organism in Eukaryota, Fungi, Ascomycota, Eurotiomycetes, Eurotiales, Aspergillaceae. The record is from RefSeq and is a predicted model, not a curated record. Gene Ontology annotation, cellular component: nucleus.
AUGGCUGAGAGGUUUUCCAACCAUCCACAUUACCAUGAUAUUGCCCGUGGUCAGCGGGGAAAGCUAGGUGCCUCCGCAGUGGAGAGUCUCAUUUAUCAGUCCAUUACUACACCCAGCCUGGAAACGGUACAGGCUCUGAUAUUGAUCGGCUACUACUACGGCGGGGAAGGCAACACAAAAGCAAAGCACAUCUACAGUGGACUCGCUAGGCUGCACGCGGAGGCUUUGGGGAUGCCAGAUAUUCCAAAUGAUGCCACUAUCAUGCGUCAAGAGGAGUAUCGUCGCACUUGGCUCUCGGUCCAUAUUGCCAGUCAUUGGACAGCUACAGACAUGUCUAUCGAGUCUGUAUCAUUCACACAUGGGCCGGAAUAUACACCACUGGAAGUGGAUGAUGUGAUCUUUGCCAGCCUCGACCCAGAUCCGCCACAGACAACCUCACCAUGCAAUAUGUGGGCGCAUAUGGCAAAGACGCUCGAAAUUUUCAACAAAACCAGUACACUUCUUCGACGGCUAAGUCAAGGCCUGAUACCGUUCAGUGAUUACUGCAUGGAGGCGAUCAAGCUGGAAAACAGCCUGGAUGAGUGGGAACAAAACCUGCCCCCAAAUCUACAAUACAACAUGGAAAACAUUUUAUCCUCUGUCAAGAAUCGCCUUGGUCGAACGUUUUUAGCAAUGCAUAUUGGGCGUCAUCACUUCCGCCAAAUGCUCUUUUUCCCUUUCCUGGACGCACGCAGCAACCGGAAUAAUCCAAGCUUUCCACAGGGAGCAGCCCAAUGCAAGCAAAGUGCGAACACUGUCUCCGAAAUAAUAAAACAUAGCACGGACAUCGAAGGCUGCGAUUUGAAUUACUUCAUUUAUGGUCACAUUGCUGUGAUCAGUUCCUGUGUUCACCUGCACGCUUUGCUCUUCAGUGACAACGCCGAGGAACUUGCUAUCGCACGGCAACGACUCGUCUCGAACUUUGAGUACUUGAUGAGAAUCAAAUCAUAUUGGCCUGUGGUUGACCAUUCUGUGGCACGACUACGAAAGUUCCAGAAUUCCUGCCAGGAUGCGAUAUCAGAUCCAUUCGUGCUUGAUAAUUGGAUGUCCCGGUUCCUGACUGAGCAUUCUUCCGAUCUCUCUGAGCGCCAAAUGCCAGCAACGCAGCCUGAGACGAGCACAGAACAUAUCACUACACGUCAUACGAGCGCAGACAUCGACUCUACUGCGGACAAUCCAGAGAUUCCUGGCCCUUCUCAGACAAUCGAUCAUAUGGAACUUGGUUCUGGGGCUCAGAGUCUAUUUGACCUAUUACAUGAUGAACAAGUGACCAGCGAGGCUCUUGUUAAUCACGCCAUUGACUGGCUACUGGAGUAA